AUGUCUUUGCAGCCUCGGGGUGAUGAUGAUGCCGCGUACAACGCGCGAAAGCUGGCGCUGCUGCCAGCGCUAAUCGGAAUGAAGGGCCUUCUGAACCACCAUAUAGCCUCCUUUGACCACCUCAUAAACGUGGAGCUGAAGCGAAUUCUUCUGAAUGAGUCCAACAGAGAGAUCAAAAGCGGCAUCGACCCGGACUUCUCCAUUCGAUACACAAAUAUCCGCGUUUGCCGACCGCGCGAAAUUGUGGGGAAGGGACAGUUGCCAAAGCCUGUUUCUCCACAUGAAUGCCGGGUCCGUGAUCUCACUUAUCGUGGAGACAUGAUUGUGGAUGUUGAGUAUACUGGCCGUGAUCGUGCCAAGCGACCGUGCAUUGAGACCGAUAUUAAAAUUGGAACAAUUCCCAUAAUGUUGAAAUCGAGUUCAUGCAAUCUUUUUGGCAAGAGCCGUGAGGAGCUGGUUGCGAUGCGGGAGUGUCCACUUGACCCUGGUGGGUACUUCAUUAUCAAAGGAGUGGAAAAGGUGUGUCUGGUGCAGGAGCAACAAAGUAAGAAUCGUGUCAUUAUUGAGGCGGAUGACAAUGGCAAUAUUGUGGCCCAUGUGCAGAGCAAGACACACUACUCCAUCUCCAAGUGUUCCGUGACGUUUAAAAAGGGGCGCAUUGUUAUGGUGCAUCGCUCGUUUAAGGAAGAUAUUCCUAUUGUGGUGAUGCUGAAGGCUCUUGGCAUGGAGAGUGACCAGCAGAUUGCUCAGCAUAUUGGCACAACACCUGCAUUUGAGAGUGUGUUGUUUGCCUGUUUUGAACAGGCGGAUGCCCUGGGAGUUAAGACCCAGGAUGAUGCAUUACACUUCAUUGGGGAAAGGCGGAAGGAGACCUCAUGGGAGGUGGAUGACGCACAACAACGACACAUCCAGAAAUCAAAAGCGGACAACGCGGCGGAGUUUUUGGGGAAUGUUCUUUUGUGCCACAUUCGAGAGGGAGAAGUACAGCGUGACUGGAACUUUCGCCACAAGGCACUCUACGUUUGCUUCAUGGUAAGACGCAUGAUUGAGGCAAGUGUGGACUCCUCUCUUCUAGACGAACGUGAUUUUUACGGCAAUAAACGGUUUGAGACAGCAGGAACAUUGAUGGGCCUCUUAUUUGAGGACCUCUUGAAGCAAUUUAAUCGUGUAGUGAGAACCGCCGUGGAUCAGCAACUUUCCAAGAAGGACACAACAAAGCCUUUUAAUUUGAAGCAGCUUAUGGAAAGUAAAUUAGAGGUUAUUCAGAGCGGGAUGCGUGUGGCUUUGAGUAGUGGCCGAUGGGAACUAAAACGAUUUAAUAUGAGCCGUCAAGGCAUCACACAAGUGCUUUCACGACUUUCUUAUAUUGCCUGCAUUGGUAUGAUGACCCGUCUAGCCUCAUCGUUUGAAAAGAGUCGAAAAAUUAGUGGGCCACGCUCACUGCAACCAAGUCAGUGGGGGAUGGUGUGCCCAUGUGACACCCCCGAAGGAGAAAGCUGUGGUUUGGUGAAAAACUUUGCCAUUUUAAGUCAAGUGACGUUGGAUAUGGAUGACUCUUUUGUCAGGGCGGCAGCGCACAAUUUGGGGGUGGAAGAAGUGGACUCCAUCAGUUCAAGGGAAUUUCUUAAUUAUUACACGGUGUUUCUAAAUGGAACGCUGAUUGGCAUUCAUCGUUACCCCAACCGUCUCUGCAGGGGGGUACGUUUACUGCGAAGAUCAGGAAGAUUACAUCCUCAUGUUUCUAUUGCCAUCAACGACCGUCAGAAGAGUGUGCAAAUUGGAUGUGAUGGAGGAAGGAUCGUCCGAUUGUACAUUGUGGUUAACAACGCAAAGCCUGCCGUUACUUCAGCGCACCUGGAUCAGUUGUCUGCUGGAAAAUGCUCCAUCAAUGACUUUUUGGCCGAGGGAUUGGUGGAAUUUAUUGACGUCAAUGAGGCCAAUGAUUGUCUUAUCGCCGUCUAUUUGAAAGACAUUGAAACAUACACCACACAUUUGGAAGUUGAGCCACUUUCUCUCUUGGGAGUUGUUGCUGGCAUUAUUCCAUUUCCACAUCAUAAUCAAUCAGCUCGAAAUACGUUUCAAUCAGCGAUGGGUAAACAAGCGUUGGGCACAAUUGCGUACAAUCAGUACAUUCGAACGGACACUGUUCUUAUGAUUGGUGCCUACCCUCAGCGACCCCUUUGUCGAACGAAAGCCAUGAAUCUUACCAACUAUGAAAAGUUGGGGGCCGGUAUAAAUGCCAUGGUGUGUGUGAUGAGCUACAGUGGGUACGACAUUGAGGAUGCGCAGGUGUACAACCGCUGUUCACUGGAUCGUGGCUAUGGUCGCUGCAUCGUUCUUCGAAAGCACGAAGUAGAUUUGGAACGGCUCCCAAAUGGGGAGUACGACAUUGUACUCCCCCCUGAUUCCAACACCGGCAAGUGCAAGGCUCUUAACAGCGAUGGUAUUGCCAGCAAAGGUGCUCUUGUUCGUCAAUUUGACAUCUUAGUGAAUAAGUAUACCCCAGUGGCGUCAUCGGAACCCCGACCUAAUCCUCUUGUUUACAAGUAUCCACAACCUGCUGUUGUGGACCAUGUUGUUAUUUCCCCUCCUGGGGACUCCGAGCGCUCGAUGGAUGUGGAACAGAAAAUUAAGGUUGUUACACGAGAAGUUCGUAUUCCGGAGCCGGGCGAUAAAUUCUCCUCGCGACAUGGACAGAAAGGAGUUGUGGGUCUUAUUACCGAUGGAGUUAACAUGCCUUUUAACGAAAAGGGCAUAAGUCCAGACAUGAUUAUGAACCCCCAUGGUUUUCCGAGUCGAAUGACGGUUGGUAAACUUCUGGAGUUGGUUAGCUCAAAGGUAAGCGCUCUGACGGGUAACUCUGGCGAUGGCACGGCAUUUGGCGGCGACAACGCGGAGGAUUUGGGUGCGCAACUGUUAAAGAACGGAUUUAACUAUCAUGGGAAAGAUGUGUUUUACUCCGGUAUUACAGGGGAGAUUAUGCAGGCAUAUGUGUUUUUUGGCCCCAUUUACUACCAACGUCUUAAACACAUGGUUACAGAUAAAAUGCACGCUCGUGCCACUGGACCUCGUUCACUGUUAACCAGGCAGCCAACAGAGGGCAGAUCUCGCAGUGGUGGUCUUCGUGUUGGUGAAAUGGAAAGAGAUUGUAUGGUUGGUUAUGGGGCUUCAAAUCUUUUGAACGAAAGACUUCUCCUUAGCUCGGACCUUUUUACUGUGGAUACAUGCCGCUCUUGCGGCUUUUUGGGCUACUGUGGUUAUUGUCCUUAUUGUAAUACAAGAAACACAGUCUCACACGUGAACGUGCCCUACGCGUUUAAGCUACUUCUACAGGAGCUUCAAGGGAUGGGUAUAAGCACACGGCUUUCAUUAGAUUUUAUUGGACGACAAUAA
Trypanosoma rangeli is the source of this 3393-nucleotide messenger RNA. RefSeq names its product DNA-directed RNA polymerase III 130 kDa polypeptide. The transcript has a single exon. Gene Ontology annotation, molecular function: ribonucleoside binding; DNA binding; DNA-directed RNA polymerase activity. Gene Ontology annotation, biological process: DNA-templated transcription. Lineage: Eukaryota; Euglenozoa; Kinetoplastea; Trypanosomatida; Trypanosomatidae. The record is from RefSeq and is a predicted model, not a curated record. Gene Ontology annotation, cellular component: RNA polymerase III complex. The coding region runs from base 1 to 3393 and encodes 1130 amino acids.